CCAUCGCUGUCGGCAUCGCUGGUGCCGCCAAACAAACCGCUGCAGAAGAGUUCCUCGAGUUCUUCGAAGAGUUCGACGAAAAGCCAAUUUCAGCACUUUUUGUCACAUCUGUUGAAACAAUUGCAGCGCAAAGACAUCCAACAGUUCUUCGCGUGGCCCGUCAGCGAUAUGAUAGCUCCCGGCUAUUCAUCCAUAAUCUCACAGCCCAUGGACUUGAGUACAAUGAAGAAGAAGAUCGAUCAAAAUGAAUACGAAACGCUUCAGGAGUUCAAGUCAGACGUGAAACUCAUUUCUGACAAUUGCCAGAAGUAUAACAGACCGGAGACCGUGUACUUCAAAGCGGCCACAAAGCUCUGGCACUACACCAGAAACAAACUCCUCAAUAAAGACUCGCUGACGGAUGUGAUGAGGAGUUAUCCCGGACUCAGCAGUUAUGAGUUGGGCUUUCAUUUUGAAGACCACAACACAUCCAUGUCUUUGUCAGAAACGGACGCUUUUCAUCACAAGGGAUCCGAUUUAGUGGGUUUGGCGCCAAUGGCUGUCGGAGAAACUCUACCACUGCUUGACGAACGACAGGAACUGCAAGAGGCGGAGGCCAUGGAUGAGGACGGACUCACUCCCGAACAGAUCCUCGAAGAGGCCAAAAAGGCCGCUCAAAUGGCUGCCGAUAGACUCACUCUCGAGCGGCCAAAUGGCGCCAACUUUUCUUUCUUAAGACAACGAGCGGACGGAAGCACUACUCUAUCGAUUGUCGGGAAUCAUAGCUAUGAACAUAACGUUAAUUUAGAGGCAAUGGUCGGCAAACUAGUUGAGGGAACCGCUGCAAUGCCGCCCUAUAAGGAGCCCGAAGCCAAUCGCAUUAAUCCCAUUGAAUCCAUUAACGAGAGUCCGUUUUGUUCGUAUUUACCAUUUCUGGACACUUCUAAGGCUAACAUUAACGAAGAGGACAGCGCUUUACUGCUCUCCACUUAUGGCGACGACGAGUUGGGUCUGCAAUACGCCGAAAGCAUAACACAGUUCGCACACGAAACUGAUUAUGUCCUCAAUUUGGUCGACUCUUUGCUCGAUAUCUUAACUCAAGGACAGCACCAGAAGAUUGCCCACAAAUUGCGUGAAAAGGUUACUAUCGCUGAAAACGAGGCGACAUUUAAAAAGCCAAUCACUGAGUCGAUCGAUAUCGAGACCAACGGUAACGGCGUUCAGACACAACUCAACGAAACCGGUUCACUGAUCGGACAGUUAGGAUCACUUCAAUACCAACGCCUGUCCUCUUCUACUCUUCCCAUUAAACCGUCGGCAGAAGAGGAGAAACUGGCGAAUCAGGUGUCGUCCAAAUUGGCUGAUAUUAUCGGCACAAAUGCAUUGCCUAAAGAAAUUUCUGACGUAAACUCAUUACGAAAAGCGAUGGGAAUAAGGAUUAAAACCGAAAAAUAA
Medioppia subpectinata is the source of this 1434-nucleotide messenger RNA. The record is from the annotation of a GenBank genome assembly. NCBI's taxonomy places the organism in Eukaryota, Metazoa, Arthropoda, Arachnida, Sarcoptiformes, Oppiidae.